AUAUCUGUUAUUAAAUAGGUAUCAAAUCAAUUUGGUUGGGUUUCAGGAAACUUAAAUUAUCACUCUCUGGAUGCUGAUAGAAACACUUGCUGCAGCAGGAAGGUCCUGUUUCGCCGCAGCAUCUCUGCGUCCGUUUUCCAGGUCCAGCGCUAUGGCCAAAAGCAAGUUUGAGUACGUCCGCAGCUUUGAAACGGACGACACCUGCCUCAGAAACUGCUACAUUGUCGUACGACUGGAUGGUCGCAACUUCCACAAGUUUGCAGAGCAGCACCAGUUCGCCAAGCCCAACGAUGACAGGGCUCUGGGGCUGAUGAGCAGGAGCGCCCGCUCUGUCAUGGAGGAGCUGGAGGACAUUACCAUUGCCUAUGGUCAAAGUGAUGAUUUCAUCUUUGUUUUUAAGAGAACCACUACCUGGUUCAAAAGACGAGCCAGUAAACUCAUGACUCAUGUGGCCUCCCAGUUUUCCUCUUCCUAUGUGUUUUACUGGAAGGAGUUUUUUGGAGAACAGCCCCUCCUGUACCCACCUGGCUUUGAUGGGCGGGUGGUUUUGUAUCCCACCAACCAUAACCUCAGGGACUACCUCAGCUGGAGGCAAGCAGACUGUCAUAUAAAUAACUUGUAUAACACCGUAUUUUGGACAUUGAUUCAAAAAGGAGGACUCACUACAACACAGGCCGAAGAUCGAUUAAAGGGAACAUUAGCUUCAGAUAAAAACGAGAUUUUGUUCUCAGAAUUCGACAUCAACUAUAACAACGAAUCGGCCGUCCACCGGAAAGGCACCACCCUCAUUUGGGAAAAGCGGAACGAGACGGUUAGCAAGCGCAUAAAGCGACCGAAUGAGGAGGAGCAGCAGGUUCCUGUCACACGGAGCAGGAGGAAGGUGGAGGCCUACUACUGCGACAUUAUCGGGGACCAGUUCUGGGAGGAACACCCGGACGUUCUCGAAGACGACACCUGACAACAGCAACUCUCCUCGGAAAAACGACUCUGAGCUGCGUGUUUAAAGCCGGCUCUCACAGACAGAGACUACAGAAGCACAACCGCAGCUUUUCUUGAAACCAAACUAUGGUUUUUUUAUCGUUCACAGUACAGUUGUUCUCCCAGCAGCUGAUUUGUGUUUCUACUUUUCAUCUAUUAAAUCACGUGCAAAAUGAUCCGUCAAAAAGUCAAAUUAUGCUCACGUUAAUUUCUUCCCAUCACCACCAGCGGGUACCGAGGACAUUCAGGGGCAUGCAUGUCUUGCCUUACUUCUCUAAAAAUAUACCCUCAUACGAUAUCAUGAAUGGCAUUCAAAAUACUACCAACACCUGAUCGCUCUGCACGUCUAACAUCACCACUACGCUCUGACGGAACGGCUCUUUUGCAAUGCAAACUACAAAUCGGAGUUAAUCUUGCAGAAAGCAAAGAGUUUUGUAAAAGAAAAAUAAAUAAAAAUCCUAGUAUGUAGAGGAAAAAAGGGGAGAGGGGGGUAGAAAUGAUCCAGACUACAACAGGGGAAAAAAAAUAGCCGUUUAUUGGAGCCAAGGCACCCAUGAAGAGGCGUGAGUGGAUUCAGUGGUGUGCGCUGUCAUCAGGGCUAAGAAUACCUCCCCACACCCUGCAUUAACUCUACCCCUCUGACAUGCGCUGCGUGGCAUAUCACACUUCCAGCGGCCGACCCAGAAUGAGCGGCUGCUGGCAGCCUGGGGAGUUCAAAGCCUUUACUGUAUUCUGUUACUGUAGCUCACGCAACGGGAAGCGAACCUUCUUGUUGAUCACUAGACGCUAAUUCGGUCAAAAAGGAUCAUUUGCUGUAACGAGAUAAAAAUCGGGAGCCGGCUGUGUGUCCAUUUGCUGUGACUGGUGGCUCUCUCUGUGUGUGUGUGUGUGUGUGUGUGUGUGUGCAGACAAUGACUGGACACAUGGUCACAUAGACCAGAGGAAACCCUAGAAACUAGAGCAUGUUGAGACAAGUGAGCCUGUUAUUUAAAGGUGGCAUGGAUAUGCCGUGCUUAACCAUAAUCCCCUUGUGCUGCUGUCGUGGAAAGAAGAGGAUCGCUUCUAUUUAAGUUCAGCUUUUCACGUUUUUUUUUAUUUUCUUUUUUUAGUUCUGAGCUUGGAUGGCAACAGAUGUGCUGGCAGCAUUUGCUUUUACACCAGGUUUGAGGGGUCAAACAUUUUUAUAAGUUAAAUAUGUUUUAAGGCCCAGAUUUGUGAAAAACGUAUGGUUGGUGUAAUAAAAUUGAUUCCAUCUUGUUUCAAAAACUUUGUUCUUUAGAGCCAGUUUUUCCAUUUUACUAGUUGAUGUAAUCAGAUGUGUACAACUUGGAAUUAUAUACUUUGUUAAAGAAUGAAAUAAUUUAGCGUGUUAGAGUAGUCUCAGAAUGGAAACAAUUCAGCAGAUCUAAUGUAUCGUCUGUAUGGGGAGUCAAGUGUCAUGGUUUCAUCAAUGUAAUUGCGUUGCACUUGUCUUUUUUUUAAAAAAAAAACAUUGUGUCACAACUACUUGAGAUAAUUGUAACUUUUUCUAUUCAUAUGAUGGGUUCUCUUUAAAAAAAAUAAUAAUGUAACGAUUCGGAAUUCCCACAAUAUUGUGUUCACCUCAGUUUAAAAUUUUAAUGUUUUUCUUUAUCUUAUUAAUGUACGUAGUUUACACAUUCAGUUUUGUGGCAUGUUGCACUUGUUAGGCAACAGGAUACUCCUCUGUUUAGACUGCAAUAAGUAGAUUGAAGCAACUUCACAUGAAACAUUUUCGUUUUGUUUUCUCCGUGCUGUACAGAUUUUAGGCUUAUUCCACAUAACAGAAGCCCAAUUCCACAUCACGAAAGUAAUUUUUUGGUCGGGCCUGGGGCUAUGAACCUAAACUCUAAUUAGUUAUAUGACUGGCCACGCAAAAACAAACAAAUAAAUAUAAAAGGAUUCCUGAAAAAC
Molecule: messenger RNA, 2910 nt
Organism: Poecilia latipinna (sailfin molly)
Lineage: Eukaryota; Metazoa; Chordata; Actinopteri; Cyprinodontiformes; Poeciliidae
Gene: thg1l
Product: tRNA-histidine guanylyltransferase 1-like
Exons: 7
Coding region: 71-958 (295 amino acids)
Biological process (GO): tRNA modification
Molecular function (GO): magnesium ion binding; tRNA guanylyltransferase activity
Source: RefSeq, a predicted model, not a curated record